UGUUAAACCCUGUAGAUGAAUGAAUGCAUGACCUACGCUGGUAGGAAGUGGUUCGAAAUAAUCAGAAAACCACCUUUCCCUUUUCCUCCCCUAGAAAACUCUCAUCGAUGGAGCCGGAGCCAGAGCCCAGAGAGAGGGGUUUGUGUGAGGCAGUGAGAGUGUCAGCGGCCACAGCCAGCGCCUGUCGCUGUGUCCCCCUUCUCCUCCCGUGCUCUCUCAAGAAAAGCAGCCGGGCACUCACGCGGAGGGCCUGACCACCACCACCAACACCACCACCCCACCCUCGGCCGGCCCAAGGCCAAGAACCCCCCACCCGCGCCCCAAAUGCCUCCUCCCUCCCCCUCCCCCUGCCCCCGCCGCUGCCUUUUCUUCUCCCUCCUCUCGGCCUCCUUCCUCGCGCUCGGGGCGGACGGCGCCGGCGGCGGCGCCGGGGACGGCGGAGAUGCCGCCGCAAUGCAGGCGCUGCGGCGGGGGCUGGCGCCGCCGGACUGGGCGGCCGCGGACCACUGCUCCUGGCGCGGCGUCACGUGCGGCGACGGCGGCGCGGGCGCGGUCACCGCGAUCGACCUGCCGCGCCGGGGCCUCCGCGGCGACUUCUCGGCCGCCGCGGGGCUCCGCGCGCUGGCGCGGCUCGACCUCUCCUUCAACGCGCUCGCCGGAGGCGUCCCCGCGGCGCUCGGCGCGCUCGCCCGCCUCGAGCUCCUCGACCUCUCCAUGAACAAGCUCUCCGGGCCCAUCCCGCCCGCCCUCGGCCGCGCCGUCGGUCUCAAGUUCUUGAACCUCUCCAACAACGCGCUGUCCGGCGCCAUACCCGAUGAGCUCAAGGCCCUCAAGGGACUCCAAGAAGUGCAGAUUUCCGGCAACAACCUGACAGGCGCCAUCCCCGCCUGGCUCGCCGGGCUCCCCGGCCUCCGCGUGCUGUCCGCCUACGAGAACGCGCUCUCCGGGCCGAUCCCGCCGGGUCUCGGGCUCUCGUCGAAGCUCCAGGUGCUCAACCUCCACUCCAAUGGCCUCGAGGGGAGCAUACCCAGCAGCGUCUUCGAUCUCGGUACUUUGCAGGUCCUGAUCCUCACCGUGAAUAGGCUCAACGGCACCAUCCCGGACACCAUCGGCCGGUGCCUCGGCCUCUCCAACGUGCGCAUCGGCAACAACCGCCUCGCCGGCGCCAUCCCGGCGUCGAUUGGCGACGUUACCAGCCUGACCUACUUCGAGGCCGACAGCAACCAGCUGUCCGGUGCCAUCCCUGCUCAGUUCGCUCGCUGCGCCAACCUGACGCUGCUCAAUCUGGCCUACAAUCGCCUCGUGGGUGAGGUGCCAGACAUGCUAGGGGAGCUGAGAAACCUGCAAGAGCUCAUUAUAUCUGGCAACGGCCUCGGCGGUGAGUUCCCGAGGUCAGUACUGCGGUGCCGGAACUUGAGCAAACUGGACUUGAGCUACAACGCUUUCCGUGGUGGCUUGCCAGAGACCAUCUGUAACGGAUCGAGGAUGCAAUUUCUAGUGCUCGAUCACAAUGAGUUCUCUGGUAGCAUCCCGCGUGGUAUAGCUGGUUGCAGCCGGCUUCUUGAGCUGCAACUUGCUAACAACAAUCUUAGUGGUGAGAUACCAGCUGAAAUGGGCAAGAUCAAGAGCUUACAGAUUGCUCUGAAUCUCAGCUUCAAUCACCUUUCAGGGCCUCUGCCCCGUGAGCUUGGGCGGCUUGAUAAGCUCGUUGCGCUGGACUUGUCAAGCAAUCAGAUAUCUGGUGAGAUCCCUGGUGAUAUGAGAGGGAUGAUGAGCUUGAUAGUUGUCAAUUUGUCAAACAAUCGGCUCCGUGGUGCCAUACCGGUGUUCGGACCAUUUCAGAAGAGUUCAGGGUCCAGUUUCUCUGGCAAUGCCAAGCUGUGCGGUGACCCGCUGGAUGUGGACUGUGGAUCAAUUUAUGGAUCCAAUUAUGGAUUGGACCACAGGAAGGUGUCUUCCAGGGUGGCUUUGGCAGUUGUGGGAUCCUGUGUUCUCAUCUUCUCAGUGGUAUCAUUGGUGGUCACAUUGUUCAUGUGGCGUGAGAGACAGGAGAAGGAGGCUGAUGCAAAGAAGGCCAAUGCAGGCGAGGUGAUCGUGGAAGCACCACAGGUCAUGGCCUCAAGCGUGUUCAUUGAGAGCUUGCAGCAGGCAAUUGAUUUUCAGAGUUGCGUGAAGGCAACAUUCAAGGAUGCCAAUGCACUGAGGAGCGGGACGUUCAGCACAACCUACAAAGCUGUCAUGCCAUCCGGAAUGGUGGUCUGUGUCAAGAAGCUGAAGUCGGUUGAUCGUGCGGUCAUCCACCACCAGUCUAAGAUGAUCCGAGAGCUCGAGCGCCUUGCACACAUGAACCACCCUAACCUGGUUCGUCCUAUUGGGUAUGUCAUCUACGAGGAUGUUGCACUGCUGCUGCAGUACCACAUGCCGAAUGGUACACUGCUUCAGCUGCUGCACAAUUCAAAUAACUGCGACAGUGACAUCCAGAAACCUGACUGGCCAAAGCUGUUGUCAAUAGCCAUUGAUGUCGCCGAAGGGCUGGCAUUUCUCCACCAGGUUGCCACCAUUCACCUGGAUAUUUCUUCGGGGAAUGUCUUCCUUGACUCGCACUACAAUGGGCUUCUUGGCGAAGUUGAGAUCUCCAAGCUGCUGGAUCCAUCAAAGGGCACUGCCAGCAUCAGUGCGGUUGCCGGAACAUUUGGUUACAUACCUCCAGAGUAUGCCUACACAAUGCAGGUUACUGUACCAGGCAAUGUGUACAGCUUUGGUGUACUGCUGCUGGAGAUCCUGACAUCCAAGAUGCCGGUAGAUGAGGAGUUUGGCGAGGGUGUGGACCUUGUCAAAUGGGUGCACUCAGCCCCGGCGAGGGGGGAGACGCCGGAGCAGAUCAUGGAUCCGAGACUGAGCACCGUGUCAUUUGUGUGGCGGAGACAGAUGCUCGCCGUGCUCAAGGUUGCGAUGCUGUGCACGGAGCGUGCUCCGGCGAAGCGACCCAAAAUGAAGAAGGCGGUGGAGAUGCUGCAGGAGGCCAAGAACAGCUGACAAAUGCAUCAUCCUCUUGCUGAAUGCUGAGAUUGCUCCUUUGGAGACAAAAUGACAAGCAUUAAGAACAAUUGUGCGCCGUUUAUUUGUAGUAAUUCGUCCGUCUGGGUAUAAAAUCAAGUGGCCAUUUUCUUCUGUGUAUAUAGUCUAAAUUUCUCGCAAGCCAGUAUGUAUUGCCUGAUGCUGAACCUUGCAGCAUCAUAGAAUUGUGCAUUGUUGGAUGUUGAUAGUUUUGAGCAAAGUGCUUUGCACUAUUGCUUGCAACUGGCAAUGUGAGAAUUCUUGGUACAUUUCUGGCUGGAUGCUCCACUAAUCUAACUUUAGUUAAUCAA
Molecule: messenger RNA, 3368 nt
Organism: Brachypodium distachyon (stiff brome)
Lineage: Eukaryota; Viridiplantae; Streptophyta; Magnoliopsida; Poales; Poaceae
Product: leucine-rich repeat receptor-like tyrosine-protein kinase PXC3
Exons: 2
Coding region: 325-3036 (903 amino acids)
Biological process (GO): protein phosphorylation; hormone-mediated signaling pathway
Cellular component (GO): plasma membrane
Molecular function (GO): protein kinase activity; protein binding; ATP binding
Source: RefSeq, a predicted model, not a curated record